GACAGCGAUAGUUGUGGUUUUAGUGUAUACUGCGAUAUGACUACAGACGGCGGAGGCUGGACAAUAUUCCAGAAUAGAAUAAAUGGAAACGUAGACUUUUAUAGAAAUUGGGAGGAGUUUGAAUUAGGAUUUGGUGACAUUGAGACUGAAUUCUGGCUAGGAAAUGCAAAACUGCAUCAACUUACAUCCAGCAAGGCAUACACCCUUAGGGUUGUUUUAGAAGAUUUUGAUAACGAGACUCGUUAUGCAGAAUAUCAAUCCUUUGCCAUAGGGAAUGCGCCAUCUAAAUAUGCAUUAACUGUCAGUGGUUAUAGUGGCGACGCAGGAGACAGUCUUUCUUACUCAAAUGGUAUGAAAUUUACAACUUCUGAUCAGAAAAACAACCCCUAUACUUGGUACGGAAACUGUGCUGAAUAUUUCCAUGGUGCUUGGUGGCAUAAGACUUGUCAUCAUAGCAAUCUGAAUGGCGGAUAUUUGGCUGGAGAUCACGCAUCGUUCGCAGAUGGAAUGAAUUGGUACACAUGGCGGGGUUUGCGAUACUCUUACAAGUCGACCAGAAUGAUGAUACGAAGACAGUAGGCCGUAUAUUUGAAGUCUUUUACGUGGGUGAAAAACGAACACCAAUCACUAAUGAUGAGAUUGUUUUAAAAAACAUUUAAUCAUAAUGAAGCAGUACAAAUGGACAUUUAGAUAAUUAGUAUGCUUUUACAAAUAUUAUUAAAUUAAAUAUAACGUCCUUAUUUUGCUUUGUAUACAAAUCAGUGUUCUAAUAACCAUAACAUAUGUUUGACACAUGCGCAAACUUUUUUCAUACCGUUUAUUUGAAUUUUAAAUCGAAUAAAAUAUAUACAUUUUUAGCAAUUACAUAUAGUGUUAAUAUAUUUUUGUUCAAACAAUAUAUACUUAUUUUGCUAUUAGUUUUUAAACUUGUAAAAUAUGAAAGGUGCAUACUUCAUCGGUAGUAGUCGGGAACAGCCAAUCAUUGUACAAAGAAAUUUCGAACGCUUCGACCUAAACAAAAAGCGUACUUGUCUCAUUAGAUUAGAAAUAAGUUGUUCAUGUCAUAUACUAUAUUUAUUUAAACUUUGGUAUGCAUUUUAUUUGACCAUAUUUAGCAUCACGUUUGAGAUCGGUGUAAAAUAUCGACAAUAAAAAUGUCUACCCUGUGUAAAUAAGCAUAAAGCAUCAUAAA
Messenger RNA from Mytilus trossulus (common blue mussel), 1192 nucleotides. Its product is annotated as fibrinogen C domain-containing protein 1-A-like. The record is from RefSeq and is a predicted model, not a curated record. The transcript has 4 exons. Lineage: Eukaryota; Metazoa; Mollusca; Bivalvia; Mytilida; Mytilidae. The annotation marks the transcript as partial.